GCUCCCAGCAGAAGGCGCAGCCAUGAACCCGUUAUUCGGGCCCAACCUCUUCCUCCUGCAGCAGGAGCAGCAGGGCCUGGCCGGGUCGCCGGGGGACCCGCUGGGAGGCGAGCACUUCGCGGGGGCCGGGGACGCGCCCCCGGCCGCCCUCGGCGCGGCGGGCGCGGCCGCCUACUCGCCCCCCGGGCCGGGCCGGGCGCCCCCCGCCGCCAUGGCGCUCCGCAACGACCUGGGCUCCAACAUCAACGUGCUCAAGACCCUGAACCUGCGCUUCCGCUGCUUCCUGGCCAAGGUGCACGAGCUGGAGCGCCGCAACCGGCUGCUGGAGAAGCAGCUGCAGCAGGCGCUGGAGGACGGCAAGCAGGGCCGGCGGGGCCCGGGCCGGCGCGACCAGGCGGUGCAGACGGGCUUCGUGGGCCCCAUCCGGCCGCUCGGGCUGGCCCUGGGCGCGCGGCCGGCCGCCGUGUGCGCCCCGUCGGCGCGGGGGCUGGGCUCGCCCGCCGGCCCCGCGCCCGCCCCGGGCCCGCCCGCCGCCGCGCGCUUCACGCCCGGCACCAUCUGGUCCUUCUCGCACGCGCGCCGCCUCGGCCCGGGGCUGGAGCCCACGCUGGUGCAAGGGCCCGGCCUGUCCUGGGUGCACCCCGACGGGGUGGGCGUCCAGAUCGACACCAUCACCCCCGAGAUCCGCGCCCUCUACAACGUUCUGGCCAAAGUGAAGCGCGAGCGGGACGAGUACAAGCGGAGGUGGGAAGAGGAGUACACGGUGCGGCUGCAGCUGCAGGAGCGCGUGGCUGAGCUGCAGGAGGAGGCCCAGGAGGCUGACGCCUGCCAGGAGGAGCUGGCCAUGAAGGUGGAGCAGCUGAAGGCCGAGCUUGUGGUGUUCAAGGGGCUCAUGAGCAAUAACCUGUCAGAGCUGGACACGAAGAUCCAGGAGAAGGCCAUGAAGGUGGACAUGGACAUCUGCCGCCGCAUCGACAUCACGGCGCGGCUCUGCGACGUGGCCCAGCAGCGCAACUGCGAGGACGUCAUCGCCAUGUUCCAGGUCCCGCCCAUGGGGGGGCGGAGGCGGGAGCGCAAGGCGGCGGCGGAGGAGGACGCGCCCGUGGGGGACAGCGCCGGGCCGCGGCCCCCCGAGGGGGAGGAGGACGAGAGCGCCGCCCUGAGCAUCGGCGAGGAGAUGCAGCGGAUGCUGAACCAGCUGCGGGAGUGCGACUUCGAGGACGACUGCGACAGCCUGGCCUGGGAGGAGACGGAGGAGACGCUGCUGCUCUGGGAGGAUUUCUCGGGCUACGCCAUGGCGGCCGCCGAGGCCCAGGGCGAGCAGGAGGACAGCCUGGAGCAGGUGAUCAAGGACACGGAGUCGCUGUUCAAGUCCCGGGAGAAGGAGUACCAGGAGACCAUCGACCAGAUCGAGCUGGAGCUGGCCACGGCUAAGAACGACAUGAACCGGCACCUGCACGAGUACAUGGAGAUGUGCAGCAUGAAGCGGGGCCUGGACGUGCAGAUGGAGACCUGCCGCCGGCUCAUCACGCAGUCCGGAGACCGAAAGUCUCCUGCUUUCCCUCCGGCCCCGCCCAGUGACCCGCCGCCGCCGGGCGAGGCUGAGGACUCCGAUCGCGACGUCUCAUCUGACGGCUCCAUGAGAUAGGGGCCCGCUGCCCCCCGCGCCCCCACACUGCCCCCGGCGCCAGGCCUCGGCCCGCCGCCUCCCCUUCCUGGGUGCUCCUGCCUUCAGGCACGGAUGGGGGUCAGCACCCCAGUGCUGGAGCACGGACGGUGGCGGGGCCCCCCGUGCGCCCCCUCCCACCCUCGCUCCCAGCUGGUGCUCCCGGGCCACGUGGCGGGGACCCUCCCCUGGUGAAGAGCCGUGUCCGAGGGACCUUAGUGCCGCGCCUGGCCCUGGCGGGGCCGGGUGGCAGCUGCUUGGUGUGUGUGUGUGCAUGUGUGUGUGUGCGUGCGUGUGCGUGCGUGCGUGUGUGUGUGUGCGUGUGUGCGUGAGCGCGCGUGUGCAUGAGGCAUGCGCGUGCAUGAGCUCAGGGUCUUGAUUUCACGUGUCGGCCCGCUGGGCAUCAGGCUGUGCCCGGCACGGACUGGGGGACAGGACGGAGCGGCCCCGGGGUGACACGGAGUGGAAUCUUGAAUAGAAUGAAACCGCAAGCACGGCA
Molecule: messenger RNA, 2165 nt
Organism: Sorex araneus (European shrew)
Lineage: Eukaryota; Metazoa; Chordata; Mammalia; Eulipotyphla; Soricidae
Gene: IFFO1
Product: intermediate filament family orphan 1
Exons: 9
Coding region: 23-1648 (541 amino acids)
Source: RefSeq, a predicted model, not a curated record